AUGGCCACCGACGAAGAGAAGCAGACGACGACGUUUAAGACUUUGGGGAUAUGCGACGAAUUGGUGGAUGCAUGUCAAAAAUUGGGCUGGACAGUCCCUACCCCAAUUCAAGUCGAAUCCAUGCCUUCAGCCCUUGAUGGAAAAGACUUGAUCGCACUUGCACAAACGGGUUCGGGUAAAACCGGAGCCUUUGCGCUACCAAUAUUGCAAGAGUUAAUAAAUUCUCCACAAGCAUUUUUUGCUUGCGUUCUGUCCCCGACAAGAGAGCUUGCAAUUCAGAUUGCUGAGCAGUUUCAAGCUUUAGGCUCAGAGAUUGGUGUCAAGUGUGCAGUGCUAGUUGGAGGAGUUGACAUGGUGCAACAAUCUAUCAAUCUUGCAAAGCGGCCACAUGUUGUUGUUGCAACACCUGGACGCCUCAUGGAUCAUCUAUCGAACACAAAAGGAUUUUCUCUUCGCUCAUUGAAAUAUUUGGUCAAAAAGCUGCAACGGGCUUGUUUAAGGAACCCUGUGAAGAUUGAAGUAGCAUCAAAAUAUUCUACUGUUGACACACUAAAUCAGCAGUAUCGUUUUCUGCCGGCUAAGUACAAGGAUUGCUAUCUUGUAUAUAUUCUGACCGAGAAGUGUCAGUGUACAACAAUGGUAUUUACUCGUACAUGUGAUGCAACACAGCUUUUGGCUUUGAUGCUUCGAAAUCUUGGCAUAAGGGCCAUCCCAAUUAGUGGUCAUAUGACCCAGUCAAAAAGGCUUGGCGCCUUAAAUAUGUUUAAAGCUGGAGAGUGUAAUGUACUUAUUUGCACUGAUGUGGCCAGUAGAGGAUUGGAUAUUCCAUCAGUGGAUAUGGUUAUUAAUUAUGACAUCCCCACAAAUUCAAAGGAUUAUAUCCAUCGAGUAGGAAGAACUGCUCGUGCUGGACGAUAUGGGGUUGCAAUCUCUCUUGUGAAUCAGUACGAGUUGGAGUGGUAUAUACAGAUAGAGAAGCUUAUUGACAAAAAGUUACCCGAAUUCCCUGCUGAAGAAGAUGAAGUCCUGCUAUUGUUCGAACGUGUCAAAGAGGCCAAAAGACUGGCCCUGAAGAAAAUUAAAGACGGUGGAGGCAAGAAGAGGAAGGGUGAAAACUACGGUGAGGAGGAGGAUAUUGAGAAGUAUUUUGGUCACAAGGGUGGAAAGUCCAAGAAGUUUAAAUCAAGAUGA
This is a messenger RNA of Prunus armeniaca (apricot), 1191 nucleotides long. The record is from the annotation of a GenBank genome assembly. Lineage: Eukaryota; Viridiplantae; Streptophyta; Magnoliopsida; Rosales; Rosaceae.